GACCGCGCGCGGCCGCAGGCUCUCUGGUUAAUCAUCUUUAGAAGACUGGAUUUCUGGAUAUCUACUCCACUCCAUCUCUAUUGACUAUUAAAACAUGAUAAUGCAAAUCUAUAACACUGGCAGUCAUCCAUGAACCUUUAAUUACAUUGAUUAAUAGCCUUUGAAGCUUCCUCAGGGGAAUAAACAAUGACAUCAGCAGUGGUUGACAGUGGAGGUUCUAUCUUGGAGCUUUCCAGCAAUGGAGUAAAAAAUCAAGAGGAAAGUGUGAAGGUUUCCGAAUCCCCGGCAGUGAUUGUAGAGCCAGUUCCCAGUGCCAGGCUCGAGCAGGGCUUCGCCGCCCAGGUUCUGGUUUAUGCCGAUGACACUUACAUGAUGCAAGAUGUGGCAGAAGAACAAGAAGUUGAGACGGAGAAUGUGGAAACAGUGGAAGCAUCAGUUCAUGGCAGUAAUGCUCACUGUACAGAUAAGACGAUUGAGGCCGCCGAAGCCCUGCUUCAUAUGGAGUCUCCAACCUGCCUGAGGGAUUCGAGAAGUCCUGUGGAAGUAUUUGUCCCUCCUUGUGUAUCAACUCCAGAAUUUAUCCAUGCUGCUAUGAGGCCAGAUGUCAUUACGGAAACUGUAGUGGAGGUGUCAACUGAAGAAUCUGAACCAAUGGAUACCUCUCCUAUUCCUACGUCACCCGAUAGCCAUGAACCAAUGAAAAAGAAAAAAGUUGGCCGUAAACCAAAGACCCAGCAAUCACCAAUUUCCAACGGGUCUCCUGAAUUAGGUAUAAAGAAGAAACCCAGAGAAGGAAAAGGAAACACAACCUAUUUGUGGGAGUUUCUUUUAGAUCUACUUCAAGAUAAAAAUACUUGUCCUCGGUAUAUUAAGUGGACUCAGAGAGAAAAAGGCAUAUUCAAGCUUGUGGAUUCAAAGGCUGUUUCUAAGCUUUGGGGAAAGCAUAAGAACAAACCAGACAUGAAUUAUGAAACCAUGGGAAGAGCUUUGAGAUAUUAUUACCAAAGGGGUAUUCUUGCAAAAGUCGAAGGACAGAGACUUGUAUAUCAGUUCAAAGAUAUGCCCAAAAACAUUGUGGUCAUCGAUGAUGACAAAAGUGAAACCUGUAAUGAAGAUUUAGCAGCAGCUACAGAUGAAAAAUCAUUAGAACGCGUGUCACUGUCUGCAGAAAGUCUCCUGAAGGCAGCAACAUCUGUUCGUGGAGGGAAAAACUCAUCUCCUCUGAACUGCUGCAGAGCAGAGAAGGGUGUGGCUCGGGUGAUGAAUAUCACUUCCCCUGGCCAUGAUGCGUCCUCCAGGUCCCCGACCACCACCGCGUCCGUGUCAGCACCAGCAGCGCCAAGGACAGUUCGCGUGGCGAUGCAAGUACCUGUCGUCAUGACGUCACUGGGUCAGAAAAUUUCAACGGUGGCAGUUCAGUCCGUUAAUGCUGCUGCGCCGUUAAUAACCAGCACUAGCCCAACCACAGCAACCUCUCCAAAGGUGGUUAUUCAGACAAUCCCUACUGUGAUGCCUGCCUCCGCUGAAAAUGGAGACAAGAUCACCAUGCAGCCAGCCAAAAUCAUCACCAUCCCUGCCACACAGCUUGCACAGUGUCAGCUGCAGACAAAGUCCAGCCUGGCUGGGUCGGGAAGCAUUAACAUUGUGGGGACUCCACUGGCAGUGAGAGCGCUCACCCCGGUCUCCAUCGCCCACGGGACCCCUGUAAUGAGACUCUCCGUGCCCACCCAGCAGGCCUCCGGCCAGACUCCCCCCCGGGUGAUUAGCGCCGUUAUCAAGGGGCCGGAGGUUAGGCCGGAGGCCGUGGCCAAGAAGCAGGACCCUGACAUGAAGACUCUGCAGCUGGUGCAAGAGGAGAAACCGGCCGACGGCAGUAAGACGGUGACUCAUGUGGUGGUGGUCAGCGCGCCCUCCACCAUCGCCCUGCCGGUGAGCAUGAAGACGGAAGGACUGGUGACUUGCGAGAAGUGAGUGCAGCCGCCGCGGACUCCGCCCGUUAGCGUGGUACUGACGUAAAUAUUCGCAAGGGAUGUUAGUAAGGAAAGUCAGAGGAAGACUUUAAAACAUUUUUAAUGCAGAUGAGAAAACAAUCAGACUUACUGGAAAUAAAUUACCUAUCCCAUGUUUCAGUGGGAAAUGAACUCCAUGUUGAGAUGCUGACAGAAAACUGCCUCUUCCAGCAGGAAACAAGCGAACCCAUCAGUAUGGAUCAGGAGGGACCAACAAGCAGCUCACUACAAAGUCACGUUACACUAAGACUUGGAACACUAACAUUCUGUGAGAGGUUACACAGUUUCCGGAGGGGAGGGGUUGGGGUGGGUGAUCUCAUUGUUACAUAUAGCAAUUUUUGAUGCAUUUUAUAUGCAUACCAGCAAUUAUUACUGUGUUCACACAGAACUCACUUAACUGGUGCUAUGUGAAGACUCUGCUAAUAUAGGUAUUUUAGAAUGUGAAUUGAAGAACGGAUCCAAAAGCUUCAGAAAGAGGAUAGCAAAAAAAGAUCUAGUGCGAUUUUUUUUUUUAUAUAUAUAUAUAUAUAUAUAUAUAUAUAUCAUAUAGCUUAAGCUGAUUUAAAACAAAGGCCUUAGACUAAAAUUUUUGGUUUUCUUUCUUGAAAUAAGCUAAUGGCUUGUUUGUGUAAAGCUUUUUUAUUAAAAGAAAAAUUUUAAAAA
This is a messenger RNA of Talpa occidentalis (Iberian mole), 2672 nucleotides long. RefSeq names its product E74 like ETS transcription factor 2 (gene ELF2). The transcript has 9 exons. Bases 187 to 1971 code for a protein of 594 amino acids. Gene Ontology annotation, cellular component: nucleus. Lineage: Eukaryota; Metazoa; Chordata; Mammalia; Eulipotyphla; Talpidae. The record is from RefSeq and is a predicted model, not a curated record. Gene Ontology annotation, biological process: cell differentiation; regulation of transcription by RNA polymerase II. Gene Ontology annotation, molecular function: sequence-specific DNA binding; DNA-binding transcription factor activity, RNA polymerase II-specific.